This is a messenger RNA of Gigantopelta aegis, 2095 nucleotides long. Its product is annotated as solute carrier family 23 member 2-like. Gene Ontology annotation, molecular function: transmembrane transporter activity. NCBI's taxonomy places the organism in Eukaryota, Metazoa, Mollusca, Gastropoda, Neomphalida, Peltospiridae. Gene Ontology annotation, cellular component: membrane. The record is from RefSeq and is a predicted model, not a curated record. The coding region runs from base 78 to 1841 and encodes 587 amino acids. Gene Ontology annotation, biological process: transmembrane transport. The transcript is spliced from 12 exons.
CACCUGCUUGGGACACGCUAUCCGGUUAAAAGUAACAGCAGAAAGAUACGUAGACAGUCGGGACAAGUGGAUUAACAAUGGAGUCAACGAAAUCUGAAGAAGACAACGUGAGAAUGGAUACACCACCACGAAAACGUCAAGUAGUGUACGGGGUAGAAGAUCAUCCACAUUUUCUACUUUGGCCUGUUUUUGGAUUUCAGCAAAUAAUCGUGUGUAUCUCUGGAACGUUGUCCAUUCCGUUCUUGGUGACGAGCUACAUCUGUGCAGACGGCUUGUUGGACGUUCGCGCCAAAUUGAUGAGCAUCACUUUCUUUAUGUGCGGAGUUGCCACGAUCCUACAGGACACGCUGGGAAUUAGGUUGCCCAUUAUUCAGGGAGGGUCGCACACGUUCAUACCACCGAUUGCAGCCAUGAUGGCUCUCGAAAAAUGGCGCUGUCCAUCAGAACCCGUCCCUAGCAACACAACUCAACCCUGGGAGAUCAGGAUGCGAGAGAUCCAAGGCAACCUAAUGCUAGCUUCUAUAACACAAGUCAUCAUCGGGCUUACUGGACUGGUUGGUUUUCUGCUUCGCUUCAUCGGCCCUCUGACCAUCGCUCCAACGAUCGCCCUGAUCGGAAUCUCUCUCUCAGGGGUUGUUAUCAGGUUCAGCCAGCCACACUGGGGAAUUGCCAUGCUGACUGUCGCUCUGAUACUGCUGUUUUGUCUGUUUCUGUCUGGUAUUAAAAUCCCGACGCCUGCCUUCAAGAGGUCAAAAGGCUGCCACAUAAGCAGAUAUCCUCUGUUUCAAGUAGCACCGAUAUUGCUGGGAGUGGCUGUAUCCUGGCUACUUAGCUAUAUCCUCACUGAGACGGAUGUGUUCACCUCUAAUUCUACAUUACCGGCAUACAGAGCCAGGACGGAUGUUAGCAUUGAUGUCCUUAACAACGCGCCAUGGUUCUACUUUCCAUAUCCACUUCAGUUUGGAAUACCAACGAUCAGCGCGGCCGGUUACAUCGGGUUGCUGGCAGCAACGAUUUCAUCGGUAAUCGAAUCAAUGGGCGAUUACUACGCGUGUGCCAGACUGUCUGAAGCGCCUCCGCCUCCGCCUCAUGCGAUCAACAGAGGCAUCGCAAUCGAGGGCUUCUCCAGCAUCAUUUCCGGUCUGGUGGGGGCCGGGAACGCAACGACAUCCUACAGCGGGAAUAUCGGAGAAAUAGCCGUAACAAAGGUUGCAAGCAGACGUGUGUUCCAGUGUGCUGGUGUGAUACUGAUUAUUUGCGGGGUUAUAGGCAAAUUUGGCGCCGUGAUCACGUUAAUACCAGACCCUGUGAUUGGUGGACUGAAUACCGUUUCUCUGGGAUUGGUCACCGCUGUCGGCAUGUCGGCGUUGCAGUAUUGUGACAUGUCGUCGUCACGGAAUCUCACGAUCAUUGGCGUGUCCUUCAUGCUCGGAAUAGCUGUCCCGCAGUAUUUAGAGAGCAACCCAGAUGCAAUAGAUACAGGGAGCAAGGAGUUCGACCAAGUGCUCAACGUCCUGCUAGGAACGGCGAUGUUCGUCGGUGGGAUCCUUGGUUGUAUCCUUGACAACAUUGUACCUGGUACUCUAGAGGAGCGAGGAAUGCUUGCGUGGAGGAAAGCAGCGGAAGGAAGUACGGAUUCCAAAGACUAUCAACGAGCGUCGAUAGAGAUGUACGACUUGCCAUAUGUAUCCAAACUACUACGACGGAUCGGGUGUUGUCGGUAUGUUCCGUUCAUGCCCGGAUUUUCUCCGGACCUAUGUUGUUCCUGUAAAUCUCACGCAGAUCCUCACCCAGUUCUACACGUCUACGAGCAGCCCGUGAUUCUUGAAGAGAGGCUUUAGAACCACAGCCCUAAUUUGUGGAUCUACAGUUGCAAGGAUUUUUUUUAGUGGAGGAGAUUAUUUCAUGCUAAUACCCACGUUACUAUAACAUAUCUGACAUUAUUGUUUGGGGAUAUCUGUGGUAUCGGUCUGGAAAUCCAGUACCUACCAGCCUUAUGUCCGAUGGCUUAACCACCAGCCUUAUGUCCGAUGGCUUAACCACCAGUCUUAUGUUUAAAUGGCUUAACCACAAGCCUUAUGUCCGAUGGCGUAAC